GGUCCAAACAAUGCUGCAGAACCCCAUGGUGCAAAACAUGAUGCAACAAUUGGCGUCCAACCCGCAGCUCAUGCAGCAGAUGAUUCAGAACAAUCCCAUGUUGCAGCAAAUGUCACAGCGCGAUCCCAUGAUGGCACAGAUGAUGACCAAUCCAGAGCUCAUGCGGACGAUGCUCAAUCCGCAGAUGCUGCAGGGACUCCUUCAGAUGCAGCAGGCCAUGGGUGGUGCCGGUGGCCUUGGCGGCAUGGGCGCCCUCCCCGGCGCCACGCCGGGCGCCACGCCGGGCGCCACGCCGGGUGCCACGCCGGGCGCCACGCCGGGCACCACCGGUCCAGCGGCCGGCGCGCCGGGCGUGACACCAGGCGCCACACCCGGGGCGACGCCGGGUGCCACGCCGGCACCUGGAAUGCCUGGGGCGGGGAUUGAUCCGGCCAUGAUGCAGGCUGCAAUGCAGGCCAUGAUGGGUGGCAUGGGCGGCAUGGGCGGCAUGGGCGGCAUGGGUGGCAUGGGCGGAGCUGGAGGUAUGCCCGGUCUGGGUGGUGCUGCAGAUGGCAGGCCGGCGGAAGAGAGGUUCGCCACGCAGCUAGAACAGCUGGCGGGUAUGGGCUUUCCAGACCGACCCUCGAAUAUCCAGGCCCUGCAAAUGGCCAAUGGGGAUGUGAACCAGGCCAUCAACUUUCUUCUGGGCGGCGAUGCCCCAUAAGUCAGGCCCGCCGUGCGACGUGAUCGAAGGCCCCUCAGGAGAGGCGAUCGCAGCGCAGGAGUGGAAUGAGAAGCCCAAUUCGUGAGAAUGGAGCUUCAGAGAUUGAUUGAAGAUUCAGGCUAGCCAAUAG
Molecule: messenger RNA, 833 nt
Organism: Durusdinium trenchii
Lineage: Eukaryota; Dinophyceae; Suessiales; Symbiodiniaceae
Source: the annotation of a GenBank genome assembly